ACCUUCCGCUUCCUGCUGGCUUUCGCCUUGGCGGGCGUGAUGAUGAACACCAGUACCCUCCUGAUGGAGUGGACGGGGGCCCCGGCCCGGACUCUGGCGAUGACCUUGAACUCCCUGGGCUUCAGCUUUGGCCAGAUCCUGAUGGCCGCGGUGGCCUACGGGGUGCGGGACUGGAUGCUGCUGCAGCUGGCUGUCUCGGUUCCCUUCUUCCUCUGCUUCGCGUACUCGUGGUGGCUGGCAGAGUCGGCCCGGUGGCUUAUCAUCACAGGCAGGCUGGACCGCGGCCUGCAGGAGCUGCAGAGGGUGGCAGCCAUCAACCGGAAGAAGAUGGCGGAGGACUCGCUGACCGUCGAGGUCUUGCGGGCAGCCAUGCAGGACGAGCUGAGCGUGGGCCAGGCUUCGGUCAGCCUGGGAACCCUGCUCAGGGCACCCGGAUUGCGUCUCCGGACCUGCAUCUGCAUCCUGUGUUGGUUCGCCUUUGGCUUCACCUUCUACGGCCUGGCCCUGGACCUGCAGGCCCUGGGCAGCAACCUCUUCCUGCUCCAGCUGUUCAUCGGGGUCGUGGACGUCCCGGCCAAGAUCGGCACCCUGCUGCUUCAGAGGUGCCUGGGCCGCCGGGCCCUGCAGGCCUCGUCCCUGGUGCUGGCGGGGCUCUGCAUCCUGGCCAACACGCUGGUGCCCCAAGAAAUGAGGGCCAUGCGCUCAGCCCUGGCCAUACUGGGGCUGGGGGGUGUGGGAGCCACCUUCACCUGCAUCACCAUCUACACGGGCGAGCUGUUCCCCACGGUGCUCAGGAUGACAGCCGUGGGCCUAGGCCAGAUGGCGGCCCGCACGGGAGCCAUCCUGGGGCCUCUGGUCCGGCUGCUGGGCGUCCAUGGCCCCUCGCUGCCCCUGCUGGUGUACGGGACCGUGCCCGUGCUCAGUGGCCUUGCCGCACUGCUGCUGCCUGAGACCCAGGGCCUGCCGCUGCCCGACACCAUCCAAGACAUGCAGAACCAGAUGGUAAAGAAGGUGGCACAUGGCACGCCAGGGCGCCCUGUCCUGAAAGCCACGCGGUUUUAG
Molecule: messenger RNA, 1062 nt
Organism: Carlito syrichta (Philippine tarsier)
Lineage: Eukaryota; Metazoa; Chordata; Mammalia; Primates; Tarsiidae
Gene: SLC22A12
Product: solute carrier family 22 member 12
Exons: 8
Coding region: 40-1062 (340 amino acids)
Biological process (GO): transmembrane transport
Molecular function (GO): transmembrane transporter activity
Source: RefSeq, a predicted model, not a curated record